GAAGAUAUAUUUGAAAAUUGAUUUCAAAACAGGAAGUUUUUAAAUGGGUUUUAAAUAAAAAUAUGCGUUUUGAAAUAGAAAUAAAGAAUCCGAAGUUUUUAGAGCAUUACCAUUAUAAAGUGUAAAAUUAUUGGGAUAUCUAUGUAGAAUUAAGUGUAAUACAAUGGAAGUCAAACAAGAAAUUAGCGACGAAACGUGUAAAGUAGAAGUAGAGUAUAAUGACUUUGAUGGUGCCUUUUUGGAUGGUUUUAAAUAUGAAAACGAGGAAUCAAAUAGACAAAGUGCACAUGACACAUAUUAUUAUUUGGAUUUAAAGAAAUCGCCCAUAGAUACUGAAAUAGAACAUGAAAAUAAAUUUAACCCAUUUGAAGAAAACCAAAAAACUGUAAAAGGUCAUCUCCAAGACGACCAAAAAAUGGAAAUAAUGGAGACAGCAAUUCAAGAUUCAUGUUAUGAAGGAAAUUACAUAAGUCAACACUCUGAGGGACAAACAUUAAAUAAAAAUAUAAAAGUUGCGACCAGACGAAGACCUUAUAAAUGCGAAAUUUGUUUGAAACCGUUUAGUAAAGCAAGUCAUUUGAAAACACAUUUAAGAGUGCACACUGGGGAAAAACCUUACAAGUGUGAAAUUUGUCUUAAGUUUUUUUCUCAGGCAGGUUCCUUAAAAACACAUUUGAGAGUGCACACUGGAAAAAAAUCUUAUAAGUGUGAAAUUUGUUAUAAACUGUUUUCUCGGGCAGGAUCCUUAAAAACACAUUUGAGAGUGCACACUGGAGAAAAUUCUUACAAGUGUGAAAUUUGUCUUAAGCUUUUUUCUCAGGCAGCUUCCUUAAAAACACAUUUGAGAGUGCACAAUGGAAAAAAAUCAUACAAGUGUGAAAUUUGUUUUAAACAAUUUAUUCAAGCGAGUGAUUUGAAAAUACAUUUGAGAGUGCACACUGGGGAAAAACCUUACAAGUGCAAAAUUUGCUUUAAACAAUUUAGUAUAGCAAGUAAUUUGAAACAACAUUUAAGAGUGCACACUGGGGAAAAACCUUACAAGUGUGAAAUUUGUUUUAAACAAUUUAUUAAAGCAAGUGAUUUGAAAAUACAUUUGAGAGUGCACACUGGGGAAAAACCUUACAAGUGCGAAAUUUGCUUUAAACAAUUUAGUAUAGCAAGUAAUUUGAAAGAACAUUUAAGAGUGCACACUGGGGAAAAACCUUACAAGUGUGAAAUUUGUUUUAAACAGUUUAGUCUAGUAAAUUCUUUGAAAACACAUUUGAUAGUGCAUACUGGAGAAAAAUCUUACAAGUGUGAAAUUUGUCUUAAGCUCUUUUCUUAUGCAGGUUCCUUAAAAACACAUUUGAGAGUGCACACUGGAGAAAAAUCUUACAAGUGUGAAAUUUGUUUUAAGCAAUUUAUUCAAUCAAGUGAUUUGAAAAUACAUUUGAGAGUGCACACUGGAGAAAAAUCUUACAAGUGUGAAAUUUGUUUUAAGCAAUUUACUCACGCAAGCAGUUUGAAAAGACAUUUGAGAGUGCACACUGAAGAAAGACCUCACAGGUGCGAAAUUUGUUUAAAGCGAUUUAUUCAAGCAAGUAAUUUGAAAAUACAUUUGAGAGUGCACACCGGGGAAAAACCUUAAAGUGUGAAAUUUGUCCUAAGUCUUUUCUCAGGCAUGUUCCUUAAAAAAUCAUUUGAGAGUGCACACUGGAAAAAAAUCUUACAAGUGUGAAAUUUGUUUUAAACUGUUUUAUCGGGCAGGUUCCUUAAAAACACAUUUGAGAGUGCACACAAGAGCAAAUUCUUACAAGUGUGAAAUUUGUUUUAAACUGUUUUAUCGGGCAGGUUCCUUAAAAACACAUUUGAGAGUGCACACUGAAGAAAAUUCUUACAAGUGUGAAAUUUGUUUUCAGCAAUUUACUCACGCAAGCAGUUUGAAAAGACAUUUGAGAGUGCACACUGAAGAAAGACCUCACAGGUGCGAAAUUUGUUUAAAGAGAUUUAUUCAAGCAAGUAAUUUGAAAAUACAUUUGAGAGUGCAAACUGGGGAAAAACCUUACAAGUGUGAAAUUUGUUUUAAACAAUUUAGUAUAGCAAUCAAUUUGAAGAAACAUUUAAGAGUGCACACUGCGGAAAAACCUUACAAGUGAAAUUUGUUCUAAACAAUUUAGUCAACUAAAUCAUUUGAAAAUACAUUUGAGAGUGCAUACUGGCGAAAAGACUUACAAGUGUAAAAUUUGUUUUAAGCUGUUUUCUCGGUCAGGUUCCUUAAAAACACAUUUGAGAGUGCACACUGGAGAAAAAUCUUACAAGUGCGAAAUUUGCUUUAAACAAUUUAGUAUAGCAAGUAAUUUGAAAGAACAUUUAAGAGUGCACACUGGAGAAAAACCUUACAAGUGUGAAAUUUGUUUUAAACAGUUUAGUCAAGUAAAUUCUUUGAAAACACAUUUGAUAGUGCAUACUGGAGAAAAAUCUUACAAGUGUGAAAUUUGUCUUAAGCUCUUUUCUUAUGCAGGUUCCUUAAAAACACAUUUGAGAGUGCACACUGGAGAAAAAUCUUACAAGUGUGAAAUUUGUUUUAAGCAAUUUAUUCAAUCAAGUGAUUUGAAAGUACAUUUGAGAGUGCACACUGGAGAAAAAUCUUACAAGUGUGAAAUUUGUUUUAAGCAAUUUACUCACGCAAGCAGUUUGAAAAGACAUUUGAGAGUGCACACUGAAGAAAGACCUCACAGGUGCGAAAUUUGUUUAAAGCGAUUUAUUCAAGCAAGUAAUUUGAAAAUACAUUUGAGAGUGCACACCGGGGAAAAACCUUAAAGUGUGAAAUUUGUCUUAAGUCUUUUCUCAGGCAUGUUCCUUAAAAAAUCAUUUGAGAGUGCACACUGGAAAAAAAUCUUACAAGUGUGAAAUUUGUUUUAAACUGUUUUAUCGGGCAGGUUCCUUAAAAACGCAUUUGAGAGUGCACACAAGAGCAAAUUCUUACAAGUGUGAAAUUUGUUUUAAACUGUUUUAUCGGGCAGGUUCCUUAAAAACACAUUUGAGAGUGCACACUGAAGAAAAUUCUUACAAGUGUGAAAUUUGUUUUCAGCAAUUUACUCACGCAAGCAGUUUGAAAAGACAUUUGAGAGUGCACACUGAAGAAAGACCUCACAGGUGCGAAAUUUGUUUAAAGAGAUUUAUUCAAGCAAGUAAUUUGAAAAUACAUUUGAGAGUGCAAACUGGGGAAAAACCUUACAAGUGUGAAAUUUGUUUUAAACAAUUUAGUAUAGCAAUCAAUUUGAAGAAACAUUUAAGAGUGCACACUGCGGAAAAACCUUACAAGUGAAAUUUGUUCUAAACAAUUUAGUCAACUAAAUCAUUUGAAAAUACAUUUGAGAGUGCAUACUGGCGAAAAGACUUACAAGUGUAAAAUUUGUUUUAAGCUGUUUUCUCGGUCAGGUUCCUUAAAAACACAUUUGAGAGUGCACACUGGAGAAAAAUCUUACAAGUGUGAAAUUUGUUUUAAGCAAUUUAUUCAAGCAAGUGAUUUGAAAAUACAUUUGAGAGUGCACACUGGGGAAAAACCUUACAAGUGCAAAAUUUGCUUUAAACAAUUUAGUAUAGCAAGUAAUUUGAAAGAACAUUUAAGAGUGCACACUGGAGAAAAACCUUACAAGUGUGAAAUUUGUCUUAAACAGUUUAGUCAAGUAAAUUCUUUGAAAACACAUUUGAUAGUGCACACUGGAGAAAAAUCUUACAAGUGUGACAUUUGUUUUAAGCAAUUUAUUCAAUCAAGUGAUUUGAAAAUACAUUUGAGAGUGCACACUGGAGAAAAAUCUUACAAAUGUGAAAUUUGUUUUAAGCAAUUUACUCACGCAAGCAGUUUGAAAAGACAUUUGAGAGUGCACACUGAAGAAAGACCUCACAGGUGCAAAAUUUGUUUAAAGCGAUUUAUUCAAGCAAGUAAUUUGAUAAUACAUUUGAGAGUGCACACUGGGGAAAAUUCUUACAAGUGUGAAAUUUGUCUUAAGCUCUUUUCUCAGGCAUGUUCCUUAAAAAAACAUUUGAGAGUGCACACUGGAAAAAAAACUUACAAGUGUGAAAUUUGUUUUAAACUGUUUUAUCGGGCAGGUUCCUUAAAAACACAUUUGAGAGUGCACACAAGAGAACAUUCUUACAAGUGUGAAAUUUGUUUUAAACUGUUUUAUCGGGCAGGAUCCUUAAGAACACAUUUGAGAGUGCACACUGGAGAAAAUUCUUACAAGUGUGAAAUUUGUUUUAAGCAAUUUAUUCACGCAAGCAGUUUGAAAAGACAUUUGAGAGUGCACACUGAAGAAAGACCUCACAGGUGCGAAAUAUGUUUAAAGCGAUUUAUCCAAGCAAGUAAUUUGAAAAUACAUUUGAGAGUGCACAAUGGCACAGCAUAAUAAACGAAACCAGCAAGGACACUCCCUGAUGCCGCCUUUGAAGUUGAAAAGUACAGGGUUGCCAUUUUUCGCGUAGUGCAUCUCAGUGGUGAUGUGAUGUGUUGGUUCAUCAGUGUUGCCGAUGUCACCAACUUUAAUACCCGUAAGAGAUACUUUUUGAAUAAUUUCUGGAAUUUAUGCAAAAGAUUAACAAUACAAUCGCCAUUCAUCGUCAAUAUUUUGUGUUAUGUCCCAAUUAUUGACAUAAUUCCCACAGGCAUACGUAUAAAAUUAUGUUAAAAAAUAUGAAUGUCAUAAAAGUUGAGUAAAUCUGAUAAUUAUGUACAAAUCGGCAACACUGUCGAUUUUCUACAUUGUCUGGUACUACGCACAAAAUGGCCGACGAUCUGCGCAGUAAUAGUGCGCGAACUUUUCCCGCCUACUAGUGUGUCACUGCUGUUGCGUUUUCUAUGCUGUGACACUGGGGAAAAACCUUACAAGUGUGAAAUUUGUCUUAAGCUCUUUUCUCAGGCAGGUUCCUUAAAAACACAUUUGAGAGUGCACACUGGAGAAAAAUCUUAAAAGUGUGAAAUUUGUUUUAAACAAUUUAGUAUAGCAAGUAAUUUGAAGGAACAUUUAAGAGUGCACACUGGGGAAAUACCUUACAAGUGAAAUUUGUUCUAAACAAUUUACUCAACUAAAUCAUUUGAAAAUACAUUUGAGAGUGCAUACUGGAGAAAAGACUUACCUUAUAAAUGUAAAAUUUGUUUUAAGCUGUUUUCUCGUGCAGGUUCCUUAAAAACACAUUUGAGAGUGCACACUGGGGAAAAACCUUACAAGUGUGAAAUUUGUUUUAAACAAUUUAUUCAAGCAAGUGAUUUGAAAAUACAUUUGAGAGUGCACACUGGGGAAAAACCUUACAAGUGCAAAAUUUGCUUUAAACAGUUUAGUAUAGCAAGUAAUUUGAAAGAACAUUUAAGAGUGCACACUGGGGAAAAACCUUACAAGUGUGAAAUUUGUUUUAAACAGUUUAGUCAAGUAAAUUCUUUGAAAACACAUUUGAUAGUGCACACUGGAGAAAAAUCUUACAAGUGUGAAAUUUGUCUUAAGCUCUUUUCUCAUGCAGGUUCCUUAAAAACACAUUUGAGAGUGCACAAUGGAGAAAAAUCUUACAAGUGUGAAAUUUGUUUUAAGCAAUUUAUUCAAUCAAGUGAUUUGAAAAUACAUUUGAGAGUGCACACUGGGGAAAAACCUUACAAGUGCAAAAUUUGCUUUUGUGAAAUUUGUUUUAAACAAUUUAUUCAAGCAAGUGAUUUGAAAAUACAUUUGAGAGUGCACCUGGGGAAAACCUUACAAGUGCAAAAUUUGCUUUAAACAAUUUAGUAUAGCAAGUAAUUUGAAAGAACAUUUAAGAGUGCACACUGGGGAAAAACCUUACAAGUGUGAAAUUUGUUUUAAACAGUUUAGUCAAGUAAAUUCUUUGAAAGCACAUUUGAUAGUGCACACUGGAGAAAAAUCUUACAAGUGUGAAAUUUGUCUUAAGCUCUUUUCUCAUGCAGGUUCCUUAAAAACACAUUUAUUGAGAGUGCACACUGGAGAAAAAUCUUACAAGUGUGAAAUUUGUUUUAAGCAAUUUACUCACGCAAGCAGUUUGAAAAGACAUUUGAGAGUGCAUACUGAAGAAAGACCUCACGGGUGCGAAAUUUGUUUAAAGCGAUUGAUUCAAGCAAGUAAUUUGAAAAUACAUUUGAGAGUGCACACUGGGGAAAAACCUUACAAGUGUGAAAUUUGUCUUAAGCUCUUUUCUCAGGCAGGUUCCUUAAAAACACAUUUGAGAGUGCACACUGGAGAAAAAUCUUAAAAGUGUGAAAUUUGUUUUAAACAAUUUAUUCAGGCAAGUGAUUUGGAAAUACAUUUGAGAGUGCACACUGGGGAAAAACCAUACAAGUGCAAAAUUUGUUUUUAACAAUUUAGUAUAGCAAGUAAUUUGAAAGAACAUUUAAGAGUGCACACUGGGGAAAAACCUUACAAGUGUGAAAUUUGUUUUAAACAAUUUAUUCAAGCAAGUGAUUUGAAAAUACAUUUGAGAGUGCACACUGGGGAAAAACCUUACAAGUGCAAAAUUUGCUUUAAACAAUUUAGUAUAGCAAGUAAUUUGAAAGAACAUUUAAGAGUGCACACUGGGGAAAAACCUUACAAGUGUGUAAUUUGUUUUAAGCAAUUUACUCACGCAAGCAGUUUGAAAAGACAUUUGAGAGUACACACUGAAGAAAGACCUCACAGGUGCGAAAUUUGUUUAAAGCGAUUUAUUCAAGCAAGUAAUUUGAAACUACAUUUGAGAGUGCACACUGGGGAAAAAGCUUACAAGUGUGAAAUUUGUCUUAAGUUUUUUUCUCAUGCAGGUUCCUUAAAAACAGAUUUGAGAGUGCACGAUGGAGAAAAAUCUUACAAGUGUGAAAUUUGUUUUAAACAAUUUAUUCAAGCAAGUGAUUUGAAAAUACAUUUGAAAGUGCACACUGGGAAUAACCUUACAAGUGUAAAAUUUGUUUUGAACAAUUUAGUCAAGUAAAUCAUUUGAAAAGACAUUUGAGAGUGCACACUGGAGAAAAAUCUAAGAAGUGUGAAAUUUGUUUAAAAUAGUUUAGUAAAACAGUUCAUUUGAAAACUCAUUUAGCAGUGCACACUAGAGAUAAAUCUUAUAAGUGUGAAAUUUGUUUUAAACAAUUUUAGGUCUGCGCAUAUUAGAUCGAAUCGAUCGACAACGGAAUGGACUACUACAGCCCGGAAGUAAAUGCCUAAGCGCGCAUUUAUUGGCAACACAUCGGCAAAAUCUCGCCAGCUCAGUCAGUAUACAUAAUUCCGAGAAGAUGGAUAAAAAAACUAUUAUUGUUAGUUUGUUAUUUUGCUUGAACUUAUUAGUUCCUAAUGUUGAUUAUGCAAUCUGUAAUUUUUUUCAAUUUUGCAAUAGAUUGUUUUUGUUAUAUUUCAUUAUUUUUUAUUUAUAUUGACGAUUUAUGUAAUUUGAGUACAUAUAUCGUAGUUUCUACUUUUUUUUUCUGACUCAUUUUAAGAUUUGUCUAUAAAAUUGUAUAAUGUUUAAUGACAAUAAAGCAUAUUUCCAUUC
This is a messenger RNA of Diabrotica virgifera virgifera (western corn rootworm), 7491 nucleotides long. RefSeq names its product zinc finger protein 664-like. Lineage: Eukaryota; Metazoa; Arthropoda; Insecta; Coleoptera; Chrysomelidae. The record is from RefSeq and is a predicted model, not a curated record. The transcript is spliced from 3 exons. Bases 164 to 1627 code for a protein of 487 amino acids.